Miscanthus lutarioriparius is the source of this 1140-nucleotide messenger RNA. NCBI's taxonomy places the organism in Eukaryota, Viridiplantae, Streptophyta, Magnoliopsida, Poales, Poaceae. The record is from the annotation of a GenBank genome assembly.
AUGGCUGCCGCCUUCGAAGCAGCUGGUGGCCGGAAGGGUAGCUGCUUCUUGGAAGUCGGCCGCCGCGAGAUCGGCUCCUCCUUCCCCCGCGCCUCUUCCCGCCGAAUCAGCGGCUCCGAGGUUCUUUUCUUCUCUGUUAAUUUCUGUUUGAUCCUGCUUCAACCCUGCUGCCCUGCUGGUGACCUCCUUGUGUCCGGUUCAGACGACACGGACAUCAUUCUAUGGGACUGGCUUUCUAAAACUAUAAAACUUGUUUACCCUUCCGGCCACCACGAAAAUGUCUUCCAUGCUCGUGUGAUGCCAUUUACUGAUGACAGCACCAUCGUAACUGUUGCUGCUGAUGGCCAGGUACGAGUAGGACGACUGAAGGAGGGCGGUGAAGUCACAACGAAACUAGUUGGGGAGCACGAUUCCCGGGUGCAUAAGAUGGCUAUUGGACCAGGAAGCCCUUACAUAUUUUACAGUUGUGGAGAGGAUGGUUUGGUACAGCAUUUUGACUUAAGAAGCGAUUCAGCAACAAAGCUUUUCACCUGCUAUUCUUUCUUGAAUGACAGACGCCGUGUAAGACUGAAUAGCAUUGCCAUUGACCCGCAGAACCCUUACUAUUUUUCAAUUGGUGGUUUUGAUGAGUAUGUACAUGUACGGUUGUAUGACAUGAGGAGAUUCCAGUUGGAUGAUUCAAGAAACAUUAACCAGCCUGUAGAUACCUUCUGCCCUAAGCACCUUAUUAAGGGUGGGAAGGUCCACAUCACCAGCAUUGCAUAUUCCUAUGCAAGGGAGAUACUUGUAUCCUACAAUGAUGAGCUUAUCUACUUGUUCCAACAAAAUAUGGGUCUUGGUCCAAAUCCUGUGUUAGUAGAGCCAGAGUUUUUCGACAUGUUUGAUCAGCCACAAGUAUACUCAGGUCACAGGAAUUUUCGAACUGUUAAGGGAGUCAGUUUCUUUGGACCACAUGAUGAAUAUGUUGUGAGUGGAUCAGAUUGCGGGAAUGUAUUCAUAUGGAGGAAGAAGGGAGGUGAAUUGAUGAGGAUGAUGAAUGGUGACAAAAGUGUAGUUAACUGCAUUGAGCCCCACCCGCAUUUCCCGUUCAUGGCUACUAGUGGGAUUGAUAAAACUGUUAAGCUUUGGACUCCUGCAUAA